AUGACAGUCAUCUCCACAGACUCACCAGAACCACCUUCAACCGUCAAGCUGGUGUUUGCUCUCUCGAGGGCGCCACGCUUCGACGUGGCUGGCCCGAUCGCCUGGAAGGCCUGGCACCGUGAGAGCGACAACGGUCGCUCACCCGUCUCGGUGACGUGGCUGCCCGACGACGCCGAUCUUCUCAAAUACAUGGAGAGCUCGGCGCCUUGGGACGAGCUAUUCGGCGAGCAUCCCGAGCUAGAGCACCUCUACAGAGCCGACUUCUGGGGCAUCGACGCCCUCUACCCCGAGAUCAUGGCCAAAGUCGAACGGCUUGACCACCGCUUGUCAUACCGUACUGUGCUACUCGGGGCAGACGAAGGCGAGGGCAAGGUUGGCCUUGCCGACGUCCUCCUAUGGGGAGUCAUUCGGGCCAACCACAUUUCGAGCGGCAUGAUCUUCAAUGAUCCUAGACGCACUCACCUUCUCCGUUGGUUCAAGUAUGUUGACGCGCAUCCCGCCCUGGAAGCCACGCGGAGAGCGUACAGAUUAGCAAAGAACAAGGUCGAGAAUGAACGGAGACGCCGGCGCUCAAGCGGUGGCAGCCUGGACGCCAUCCUCCCAGUCCCGGACGAGGGCAAGUUGGUCGUGCGUUUUGAGUGCUCAAGCACUACCUUCCUCCACGUUGGACAGCUCAAGGAGCUCCUGGUCAACCGACACUUUGCCGACAAGUACCACGGGCGCCUGAUCCUUCGCUUCGACGACCUGCGCCCUCUCCCCGAAGGAGGCGAGUUUGUUGACGACAUCAUUGCCGACCUAGGUGCCAUCGGCGUCAGCUUCUACAGGGCUGUACGCUCAACUGAGCACCUGGACGCCAUUAUCAACUAUGCGCGCCAGCUCAUCCGAAUGGGCUACGCGUACAUGUGCGAUACGACGUGGGGCCAGGCGGGUUAUGUGAAGCUCCCCCUGACGCCCAAUCCCCACCGCAACACUGGUGUCGACGUCAACCUGGAACGCUUCCACAUGAUGCUCACUGGCUCGGAGGAGGGGCGGCGCUGGGUUGCCCGUGCCCGCAUUGAUCCUGUCGCUGAGUCCAACGCGUUGCGGGAUCCCAUCAUCUUCCAGUGCCUCAAGUCAUACGUCGGUGACAAUAGUUCGGUAGCGGAGGCUUACCCCACUCACGGCUUUGCAAGCCCCAUCGUCGAUCAUCUUGACGGCGUGACCCAUGUUCUCCGCUCGGCGGAGCAUCUCGACCAGCGAGAGCAGUACAGGUGGUUUGCCGAGCGUUUGGGACUUCCCCAACUUGUCAUCUGCCAUUUGCCGCGCCUUGACAUCGAGUGCGGCCCAAGCUCACCGGCCGAGGUCCAGCAUCUCACUCACGAGGGACUGGUGCGCGGUUGGGAUGACCCCCGCGUCGCGAGCGUACGGGGCCUUUUGGCUCGUGGAAUGACUCCGGUGGCACUCAAGAAUCACAUCCUGGCCAUGAGCGACCUCAUCAUGGACGCUCACUUGUCAUGGGACGAGCUCUGGUACGCUAACCGGCGCGCAAUUGACCAUGUCGUUCCGCGGUACUGGGCGAUCUCGGAUCCCGGAACAAGCGUGGUGGCCAAGGUGGAGGGGAUCAACCGUGUUUCGACCGGCUCCAAGCCCCUCAACAAGCUGAACGCGGGAGUGGGCACCAAGCUGAUGGUGUACACAACCCACAUCCACCUCGAACAUGUUGAUGUGGCUUCGCUCGUGGAAGGAGAGGAGGUGAGCUCUGUUGCAGGUCUUCUCCUCACACAGAUCACUUUAAUGGACUUUGCGACGGCAGUGGUCACUUCGGUCGUCAAGUCAGAAUCGUCUCAGGGAGCGACAGUGAAGGGCCUCACGCUCACGAUCAACCCCCAGGGCAACCCCAAGCUCACCUCCAAGAGGUUCCACUGGCUGCCCGCGGCCACACCCACGGCGGCCCUGGGAGGAUCACUUACGCCUGUGGUGUUAGUCAAGUACCCGCGCCCGAGUAAAAUCGAGAGUUCAGAGGUCCGCACGCCCGCCCUCGCCUCGCCCCAAGUCAGCGAGAUGAAGAGGGGUGACAUUCUCCAGUUCGAGCGAAAGGGCUUCUACGUCUGCCAGGGGUAUGCCCGGGAGGGUGGCCUCGAGUUCACGGCAAUACCUGAGGGCCGUUCACCCCGCCGGCGUAGCUCAGCUUCGCCCAUGAGUUCGGGUUCCCCCAUGCUCGCAUGA
Cutaneotrichosporon cavernicola is the source of this 2205-nucleotide messenger RNA. RefSeq lists its product as uncharacterized. Gene Ontology annotation, biological process: glutamyl-tRNA aminoacylation; translation. The transcript is spliced from 11 exons. Gene Ontology annotation, molecular function: glutamate-tRNA ligase activity; ATP binding. The record is from RefSeq and is a predicted model, not a curated record. The coding region runs from base 1 to 2205 and encodes 734 amino acids. NCBI's taxonomy places the organism in Eukaryota, Fungi, Basidiomycota, Tremellomycetes, Trichosporonales, Trichosporonaceae. Gene Ontology annotation, cellular component: methionyl glutamyl tRNA synthetase complex; cytosol.